Andrographis paniculata is the source of this 1025-nucleotide messenger RNA. RefSeq lists its product as uncharacterized. The coding region runs from base 157 to 852 and encodes 231 amino acids. NCBI's taxonomy places the organism in Eukaryota, Viridiplantae, Streptophyta, Magnoliopsida, Lamiales, Acanthaceae. Gene Ontology annotation, molecular function: ubiquitin protein ligase activity; zinc ion binding. The transcript has a single exon. The record is from RefSeq and is a predicted model, not a curated record.
CACAACCCUCCAAAGAAUCUACGGAGCAUUUAAGCUGCAUAAUCCUUCCUGUUAUACAUGAACGUGAAUACGACGCCGUAUCCAUAAAGCGCGCGGUAAUUUAUCCCCAAUUCCAUUUGUGCCCUAAUUGAAUUUGAGAUUGAUUGAAUUUUGCUCAUGGAAUCGGAGUCCGUGGCGUCAAGCUCAGCUCCGCCGGACCGGCGGCAGUUUAUCCCGACGCAGUCCUUCUCCGACCGCAUCAUCCGCGCCGUCCGCCACCGUCUUCGCCUGCUCCACCGCUCCGACUCGCUGUUCUUCAUCCUCGGCGCCACCGGGAAUGUCUACACGGUGAGCAUAUCUUCCACGCCGUCGUGCACCUGCCCCGACCGUGCGACGCCGUGCAAGCACAUCUUAUUUGUGUUCAUCCGAGUGCUCGGAGUUCCGCCGGACGAUUCCUGCCUGCGGCGGCGCACGCUGCGGCCGUGCCAGCUCCACCGCGUACUCAACCUCCCAACCUCCGCCGAGGCGCUCGCAGGCGAAGCGGUGAGGGAGAGGUUUCAUCAGCUGUUUUUUCAACCGAGUGGCUCGCGGCGGAUGGACGUAACGGUGGCGGACGGCGGCGCCGCCUGUCCUGUUUGUUUGGAGGAAAUGACGAGGCAGGACAACGUGGUUGCAUGCGGUACUUGCCGGAAUGUAAUACACGAGGAGUGCUUCUUGGCGUGGAAAAGGAGCUGCCGGCGGCGAUCGACCACCUGCGUGCUCUGCCGAGCGCGGUGGCGGAACGGCGGAGAUGAUCCGGAAAAGUAUCUGAAUCUCUCUGCCUACGUGGAGGAAGCUGAUAGGGCGGAAGGCGACGGAACAUGCAGUAUUUAAUUAUUUAUUUGAUAAAGUAUAUUGUAUAGUCACUAUUAGUUCAAUUUAUUUAGGGCUAUGAAAAUUACAGCUUCUUUAAUUUUUUAACUACAUGCUCGAUAAAUUUUAUAUUGUGCCAUACAACACGUUUUCAGUAUUAAUGCAAUAAUUUGUAGAUAGCUUAUAGUAUAAUG